Messenger RNA from Cyphellophora attinorum, 882 nucleotides. RefSeq lists its product as uncharacterized. Lineage: Eukaryota; Fungi; Ascomycota; Eurotiomycetes; Chaetothyriales; Cyphellophoraceae. The transcript has a single exon. Gene Ontology annotation, molecular function: protein binding. The coding region runs from base 1 to 882 and encodes 293 amino acids. The record is from RefSeq and is a predicted model, not a curated record.
AUGGGUAUGAUCAAGAAGCAGACCGAUCCAAGUGAGACUGGCGGCUGCAUCGUGAUUCGUGAUGCCAAAAGCCACGCUGUGAAGCGUGCUAGGGGCCAGACCUCGCAGAUUGUCCCACAAGGAAAACGAAUUCGGCCCAUUGAGUUCUACGUGCAGAGCCACGACAAUAUCCAGAAGCUGGAAGUGCCAUCACAGACGUUCUUUCUUGAUACCAAAACGUUCAGCAGCCAGAAUGAGGCGGUCGCAGACGCCCAAAGGGGAAUGGUUGGCAGCGAACUUGAGCGAUUCAAAGAGAUCAACCUGCUGGACAAGCUCGGUCGGUAUAUGAACAAAAGAGAAGUCGAGGAUGGUACUGACCAUGAUCUCGUGGACGAUAACACCUCGAACAAGCACAGUGAGCACUUCAUCCAUUUCUUCCAACGUCUUGGCAACGUAAGCGUUUGGCGCUUCGUCAAUGGCGCCAUGCAGUUCAACUUUCCAGAUCACACGAAGCUCAUCAUCUACCAAGACACUGGAGUGCGGUCGACUUCCGAACAUUGCAUUGAUAUGAUCUACCUGGAGCCCAAGGACGCCAUCGAUGUCGCUAAGUACGGCCGCCUGACUCGAGAUGCACUGGAGAGAAGAGACCAGAUGACGGUGAGCUUGCUGGACAUCAUGAGGGGCGAAGGCCUGCGAUCCAACGAGGCAGAGAUUGUUCGAACGAACGAGAUCCAGGAAAAGCUGCAGUGGAUUCGCGCGGUGCUCUCCAUCUGGAUCCGAGAGGGCGGCGUUGGCUUCAUGGGCGAGGAGAAGCUGGGCUGGACAGGGCUGCAGGAGAGGAGAGAUGAUAAGAAGAAUGUGAUGCAGUGGGUUACGGUUGGGAAGCUGGGCGGUGAUGCGUGA